Messenger RNA from Penicilliopsis zonata CBS 506.65, 573 nucleotides. RefSeq lists its product as hypothetical. Lineage: Eukaryota; Fungi; Ascomycota; Eurotiomycetes; Eurotiales; Aspergillaceae. The transcript is spliced from 4 exons. The coding region runs from base 43 to 450 and encodes 135 amino acids. Gene Ontology annotation, cellular component: cytosolic large ribosomal subunit; ribosome. Gene Ontology annotation, molecular function: structural constituent of ribosome. The record is from RefSeq and is a predicted model, not a curated record. Gene Ontology annotation, biological process: translation.
AACCACCCCAUCGACCUUGCUGCCGCCCCCCGGACUUUCGAAAUGAAGUUCAUGAAAGUGGGCCGUGUGGCCAUCAUCACCCGUGGCCGUUAUGCCGGCAAGAAGGUUGUCAUCGUUCAGCCCAACGACACUGGCUCCAAGGCUCACCCCUUCCCCUACGCCAUCGUCGCCGGUAUCGAGCGCUACCCCCUGAAGGUCACCCGCCGCAUGGGCAAGAAGACUGUUGAGAAGCGCAGCCGCGUCAAGCCCUUCAUCAAGGUUGUCAACUACAACCACCUGAUGCCCACCCGUUACACUCUGGAGCUCGAGGGUCUUAAGGGUGCCGUCACCCCCGAGACCUUCAAGGAGGUUUCCCAGCGUGAGGACGCCAAGAAGACCGUCAAGAAGGCUCUUGAGGACAGAUACACCAGUGGCAAGAACAGAUGGUUCUUCACUCCUCUGCGUUUCUAAACGGGGUAAUAUGGCGUUUUUGUCGCUUAAGCGUGUGAGGUCUCUAGAUGAGGGAACGGGGGAGCCAAAAAAAACAAACAUUGAGAACAUUCAACUCGGGAACAUGGGACAACCAUGUCGGAC